This is a messenger RNA of Cygnus olor (mute swan), 409 nucleotides long. It is a transcript of the gene ATP5MK, whose product is annotated as ATP synthase membrane subunit k. The transcript has 4 exons. Bases 148 to 327 code for a protein of 59 amino acids. Lineage: Eukaryota; Metazoa; Chordata; Aves; Anseriformes; Anatidae. The record is from RefSeq and is a predicted model, not a curated record.
GGCCGCCGCCGCCAUGCCCGGCCCCACCACACGCGUGCAGCACGGCGCCGCGCCCCGGAAGCAGGCAAAGGGGAAGGAAACGGCCGCCAUUUUGUGGGAGGGCGCUGAGGAAGGGCAGAGCGCGGCGGCGGCCGAGGACGAGCAACCAUGGCUGGCCAUGACUCGGGAUCUCAACACCAGUUCACUGGAUUUCAGAAGUACUUCAAUUCCUAUACCAUGGUGGGCAGGAGGAAUUAUGUUAUAGCAACAUACACAGGCAUUGCAAUGCUCAUCUUAUAUUUCAAGCUUAGAUCUAAAAAGAAGACUCCUGCUGUGGCAGAUAAGUAAAUGGUUGCUGGCAUGUCUGAACCUGCAUUGUUUCAAUGUAACGGAAGCUGAUGUCCUAUUCUGGCUAAUAAAAUAUAAACAA